AUGUCGAAAGUAAUAUUUUUGCCGGAACACGAGGAAAUUCUUAUUGAAUCCGUUCGGAAAAAUCCGAUUUUAUACGACAGCGCUGAUUCAAAGCACAAAGAUAUAAUUCUGAAAGAUGAGAUUUGGAAAGAUAUUGGCUUGAAAAUUGGUAAAUCUGGAGAUGAAUGUAAAAAACGGUGGAAAAACAUAAGGGAUACGUACAACCGAAACAAACGUAAAUUGGGCACAGGUUCAGCUAGAACAUCGAAAAAAAAAUGGCCUUUGGCAGCACAUAUUUCGUUUCUUGAUGGAGUAGAGUGUGAACGAAGUUCUUCUUCGAAUGCGACCAUGAUAGAUGAAAGUUUUUCACAUGAAGAAGAUGAAGAAUCAAUUGAAGCUAUACAAGAAGAAAAAACUGCAAACACGAAUGAAGGAUUCUCGUAUGCUGGACAGCGUAUAAGGUCAAAUAAAGAUAAAAUGGCGGUGAUCGAAGAUGAAGUAGAUUUAUUUUUUAAAAGCUUAGCAAUGACCGUAAAAAAAUUACCACCUAAAGGUAUAAUUGAGGCAAAAUUAAAAGCAUUAACAAUGGUGAGUGAACUCGAGGAAAAGUAUUCUUACUGUACUACACCACAGCAACAUGCCAUAACAUAUCCAACUCAACAAUUGCACGUAUUUGAUGACAACCAUAUUCAGCCAUCUACACCAAGCUCAUCAUAUACAGCAUCGGACAGUUCUCAAGGCUACACGACUUAUAAUUUUGAAUAG
Melanaphis sacchari is the source of this 744-nucleotide messenger RNA. RefSeq lists its product as uncharacterized. The record is from RefSeq and is a predicted model, not a curated record. Gene Ontology annotation, biological process: regulation of transcription by RNA polymerase II. NCBI's taxonomy places the organism in Eukaryota, Metazoa, Arthropoda, Insecta, Hemiptera, Aphididae. Bases 1 to 744 code for a protein of 247 amino acids. Gene Ontology annotation, cellular component: nucleus; transcription regulator complex. The transcript is spliced from 4 exons. Gene Ontology annotation, molecular function: DNA binding.